Seriola dumerili (greater amberjack) is the source of this 1726-nucleotide messenger RNA. Its product is annotated as granzyme B-like. Gene Ontology annotation, molecular function: serine-type endopeptidase activity. Gene Ontology annotation, biological process: proteolysis. The record is from RefSeq and is a predicted model, not a curated record. Lineage: Eukaryota; Metazoa; Chordata; Actinopteri; Carangiformes; Carangidae. The transcript has 5 exons. Bases 32 to 763 code for a protein of 243 amino acids.
UUCAGUAGCUCAGCUGGACUGUCAUCUCACCAUGUUUUUCCAAUGGAAACUGGUCAUAUUGAUACUUGCACUGAGUCUUGAGGGUCAAGCUUGUGCAGGAGAAAUCUCUGGAGGCCACGAGGCUGUCCCACAUAGUAGGCCAUACAUGGUGAUUGUGGAGCAACACAUGGAGGAUGGUAAAACAAAAUACUGCGAUGGAUUCCUUCUGAAUGAGGAUUUUGUGAUGACGGCAGCCCACUGCCAAGCAAAGUCCUACACAGUCUCUCUAGGAGUUCACAACUUCCGAGACAAAAAAGAAGUACAGUGUAUAUCUGUGGAAAAAGCAUUUCCACAUAAAGACUACGAUUCUAUAAAUCUAAAAAAUGACAUGAUGCUUCUUAAGUUGAAGUCCAAGGCAAAUCUCAACAAAAAUGUGAAACCCAUUGCUCUUGCAAGCAAAGAUGAUGGCUCUCUGCCUAAAUCAUGUAUAGUCUCUGGCUGGGGAAAAAGCGACAGCAGUAACUAUAUGUCUCAAAUACUCAUGGAAGUCAAUGUAACACUCAUUGACAAUGAGCUGUGUGUCCAGAAUAAGUUGUACUGCUCUGAUGGAGACGCUGGGCCGGAGAAGGGAGACUCUGGUGGUCCAUUGGUCUGCGAGGAUGGAAAGGCGUACGGGGUGGUGUCCUUCAAAUACCAUCCAGUGGCAGAUGAACCGCCUCUAAACUGCUAUACUAAGAUACCUGAGAACAUGAGCUGGAUCAAUUUGGCCGUGAAAACUGCAUGAAAAAUACCUAAUGCAUGUAACACUUGAUUGAUCAGAGUGCAAUAUUUGAAUUUCAUUUGUAUUUCAGGUUUUUGUAUGUAUGUAACACUGCAGAACUGAAGUGCUAAAGAUUGAAAUGCUAGUAAUGCCACUGAUUCCAAGUCUGUAACUGCUUGCUUUACACAGAUUUAAUCAAAAUAUGCUUUAAUUUGAUGAUAGCUAAUGAUUCAAGCCUUUAUAUGGAAAGCUUACAGAGUAAAAAUAUAUGAUACACGUAUGUCUGCACCUCUGUUUGAACAACAAUUAAACCAACAAAAAAGACAACACUGCCUCCUUGUGAACAAAGUGUAGUGAUGCAACAACAAGAGGUUCACUGUUCAUUUGUUGAAGUCAGAGCUGAAAGUCUCUUCUUUGUUCUCAUCUAUAAACUGUAAACCUAAUCAAGUCUCUGCCUGUUGUUUAACAAGCCAGCACAUUUUAUGUCCAAUUUUGAGAUUACUUAGGCAUUACUAAAAAGGCAACAUUCCUUUACUACCAUACCAAAUGUUGGCUAAAUACAUUCUACAUGACCAGCUCAUUUAUAUUUUAUGUCAUUUGAUAUUCCAGUAACCUCUCAAACUAUCACAUGGGGGAAAAUUGUAUGUAUACCUUAAGGGGGGGUCAAGAGUUAUUUUGUACAGCAAACUGAAAUGACUUUUAAUAACUUGGAGUAAUAUUAUAAAAAUAAUACUACACUACAUGAAGUCUAUGAACAAAAAUUGGGACAGACAUUUUUAAGAAAUUUUAUAUUUAAAACAUGCAAGAUAAAGCAUGUUUAUUCAAACUGAAUAUGAUGAUAACAUGACAGAAAUAAUGAAUCAUGGUAAACUGCCAGAAUACUUGUGUUGAGGACAGAAUAAACCUGCUGCUGUGAUGUUUCUCAUUUGUACAAGUGUUACAUCAAAUUUAUAGGUUACAGAUAAAAAGAAAGAGAUUCUCUUUAGG